UGAUUGAGAGUGUCGUGUAUCGUGUCCCAAAUCUGUUCAAAUACUUAUCCGCCCACACAAAAAAGAAAUUAAAACGCCGUUGUAGCUUAUGGGAAUCGACAUUUCUGAACCGUGGAAUUUUAUUUGUUGGUUUUCCUUCUAAUUCUGACGUUUCGGAGAUUUUAAUUUUUCAAUAAAAGGUGUAUUUGCUCCAAAAGGGCGAAGAGGUUUGGUUGAGAGAAUUACGCGUGUCGUUGAAGAGCAACCACGCGAUGAAUCGAAAUUUUACAUCACUUUUGAAUCCAACUUACUUGCAAAGUGCUCAAAAUGCUGCUGCAGCAGCUGCUGCGGCCGCGGCUGCAGUAUCCCAAGCUAUUGCUAAUGGAACUUCCCUUUCAAGAAAGCGCGAAGCAGAUGGCGAUAGCAAGCACGAUAAAGAAUCGAAGGAAGAUCGGAGGAAGCGAAGAAAGUCAAGGUGGGGAGGUAGCGAACAUGACAAAACUUUUAUUCCCGGAAUGCCAACAGUUUUACCAACGAAUCUCACCCCGGAUCAGGAGAAGGCAUACCUCUUUCAGCUGCAGAUUGAGGAAAUCAGCAGGAAACUACGCACCGGAGAUCUUGGAAUACCACUUAACCCCGAGGAAAGAUCACCAUCUCCUGAGCCGAUAUACAGUAGUGAUGGCAAACGGUUAAACACGAGAGAAUAUCGCACAAGACGUAAACUGGAAGAAGAGCGUCAUAAUCUUAUCCAGAACAUAUUGAAAAUCAAUCCAGACUUUAAGCCUCCACCAGAUUACAAGCCUCCGAUUAUACGCGUGCACGAUAAGGUAAUGAUUCCUCAAGAAGAACAUCCAGACAUCAAUUUCGUCGGUUUGUUGAUUGGACCACGCGGAAAUACUCUGAAAUCAAUGGAGAAGGAAACUGGUGCCAAAAUCAUAAUUCGUGGAAAGGGAAGUGUAAAAGAGGGCAAGGUUGGCAGAAAGGACGGACAACCUUUGCCGGGUGAAGAUGAACCUCUGCACGCAUACAUUACUGCGAAUAAUUUAGACGCCGUAAAGAAAGCAGUAGAAAGAAUUCACGAAAUUAUUCGACAAGGCGUGGAAGUUCCUGAAGGUCAAAAUGACUUGCGACGUAAUCAGUUGAGAGAAUUGGCCCUACUGAAUGGAACUUUACGAGAAAAUGAUGGACCGCGCUGCACAAACUGUGGCGCUUCCGAUCACAAAUCAUGGCUGUGUCCUGAUAAACCAAACGUCACCAACAACAUUGUUUGCUCAAGUUGCGGAGGUGCCGGUCAUAUUGCGAGGGAUUGUAGAUCCAAAAGACCAGGUAUGGGAGGACCUGCUGCUGCGGGAAUGGGAGGAAUGGGACAAGCCGGAGACAAAGCAAAAAUUGAUGAGGAAUAUAUGUCACUAAUGGCUGAAUUGGGAGAAGGUCCUCCUCCAGAUAGAUCCAAAACUGCCCAGAGGCAAAACAAUACUGUUCCGAGUACCAACUAUCCUGGCCUCUUUGAUCGACAACAGGCACCGCGAGCUUUGAUGGCAGCACCAGCUCAUCCUCCACCACAAAUGAUGCAGGGCGGUCCUAUGAUGCCUCCUCCAGGAAUGGCUCCUCCACCAUGGUCUCAAGGCGAUAUAAAUAAUAUGAACAACAUGAAUAAUAUGAACAAUAUGAAUGGGAUGAAUAUGCAGUGGCAACCUCCAGUUGGCAUGCCUCCACCACCAGGCGUCAUGCAGCCACCUCCGCCGCCCCCUGGGUCUAACAAUCAAGCAAACAUUCCACCUCUCAUGCCUUGGAUGGCAGGUACGCUUUACAACUCAAACUUUCAACAACCUGGAAACAAUCAGCCCCCGCCGCCAGGUCAAAUGCCGUCCACUCAGAUCCCACCUCCAGGGAUGGGCAUUCCACCCUGGCAACAAAACCAGCAGCAACCAAUGCGACCUCCUCCGCCAGGAACGGCCCCUCCACCAGGUUACCCAACUUGGCAGCAUCAGCAAAUGCAGGGUUGGCCACCUGCUGCUCCAGUUCCACCUCCACCACAGCAGCAGCCAACUCCUGGACCACCCGGUAUCGAUCUAAACUCUUUGCCUACUUUACUCGCCCAACCUCCACCUCCGCCACCCCCGACCAGUUAGUCUGUUUGAGAAUCUAAUUUAAAAAGAAAAACCCUAAAACAAUGGGCGAGUAAGUAACGAAGAGAGAGAGAGAGAGAGAGAGAGAGAGAAAUAAGGAAAGAAUGGCCUAUGUUGCCUAAAGAGUCAGUCUUGAUGUUCAGGUACCUUCUGAAAGAUGGUAAUGAUUAGGUAAAGAAACUAGACGCAUAUUUAGAGUAGGCAAGAAUUACUGUGACAUUACUUUUUAAUUUCUCCUUGUCAUUUCGACCAUGAUCUUUAUUAUCACACCUUUCAGCCUGUUAUCCUGCAAUCGAUGCACGUUUCGCAAUUUGUAGUUUUAGUACAAAAAAAAUAUUGAUCCCUCUCCAGAGAAAGUAAACACAGCAAGUUUAAUCAAGUUUAUUUAGACAAUAAAGUGAAUUGUUAAAUAGUAAAAUCAGUCUCGAAAUUCUUUAUUGCAUUUUUAUAAACUGCGCAUCAACUUUUGACUGGUUUAAAUAACUGGAAAUGAUUUUUAAAAAAUCUUUUAAAACGGCCAGUUUUCUUGGCUUAAUUGUGAAUUUAUGACGCUCCACGAAAUGGAAUUUUAUCGAUUAAGGCCUUGGUACAACUUAACAGGAUUGAAGGCCAGUUUAAUAAAAAAAAUCCAUUUUUAUAGUAUAAAUAAGCAAUAGAGUCUCACGCAUAUUAUAUGACUUUUUCGCCUGCACUCUUAAUUUUAAUAUGCUUUCAUUGAUGUUCAUUUAUUCUUUGUAUUUAGGUAGCGAGACUUAAUCUCUAAAACGAAUAAUUGAAAACAGUGUUUUAAAAGAUUUUGUUCUGAAUUAUAGGUAAUGCCAGUCGUGGUCUCAAGUCGAUCUAUAUUUUGUUGCACGUGUUGGUAAGAUUGUAAUAUUUAUCAUUCUUGAGGAUAUAUUACAUACAGUUUCCACCAAAAAUAACUUGUCUUGUGUUUCUACUGGAAAUUCGAAAUGUAGUUUUUUAAUAUUGUAAAAAAAUAUUUUUUGUAAUACAUGCACGGAAGGUUCGAUUUUCGAUACAGUUGCCGAUUAUUGAAUCGUUCGAUAAAUUGUCUUUUCUUAAUCGCUGCUUUAAAGGAAAUACUUUCCAGUUCUGUCCGAAUCCCGGAUUCAGACCGGAAAGUUUCGAGAAACUAAACUAUAAACUACAUUUUUACUUUGCGAAUUACGUAAAUAUGUAAUUUUCAGCGUUGCUUCUCGGAACUUUCCGGCUCAAAUGGCAACAUAACCCCACAAUUGGCAUUAGCUUUAUGGUUUUUUGUCUAUUGUUCUUCAAAUCAAACAUUCCCUGCAUUUGUUAUAAAAUAGAGAAAAAAAGUGAAACCGAAGCGGAAAGUGCAGUUUUGACUCUGUUAUAUUGCAUCACUCGUCAAGGACUGCCUACUAUCCGCCCGUGUCACACAAUAUACUAAUUUCCGUAUCAUGUAGGGUUGCCAUAGGGCCUGAUAUUUAUUCUGAAAUAGAGGACAACGGUUUACACGUGGGGAAAAAUGGGGAGGAGAAAAGCUGACAGAUCGGAAAAAAGCUGGUAACCCUAUCAUGUAAUAAUUAUUAGUAUUAACUUGUGAAAGAUUAGGUUGAAAAAAAGUUUAUUCUAGACUCUUUAUGUAAUAUGUACGUUUAUUAUUAGAUAAUAAAGGUAAUGCGAAAA
Messenger RNA from Belonocnema kinseyi, 3761 nucleotides. RefSeq names its product splicing factor 1-like (gene SF1). Gene Ontology annotation, cellular component: nucleus. Gene Ontology annotation, molecular function: mRNA binding; zinc ion binding. The record is from RefSeq and is a predicted model, not a curated record. The transcript has 10 exons. Bases 252 to 2111 code for a protein of 619 amino acids. Gene Ontology annotation, biological process: regulation of mRNA splicing, via spliceosome. NCBI's taxonomy places the organism in Eukaryota, Metazoa, Arthropoda, Insecta, Hymenoptera, Cynipidae.